AUGGCGCAGCACUAUGAUGGUCUGUCCCACUGUAAGCUGGCCCUGGCGUUUGCCAUAUUGAUGGACCUGCUAGGUGUGUCUGCUCUGCUGGUCGGGGUCUUUGCCCCAUUAGAGAUUAAGGGACAGGACUUUGGGGACCUGCUGGUGUACUCUGGGGCUCUACUGAUGCUCAUGUCCCUGGGAGGAUGGGUCAUGUGGUACAGCGGGAACCUCGAGGGCCUGACCUCCAAGAAGGAGCUAGGGGGAACCAUGGGUGCCAUGGACCGGCUGGCCCGCUCCCUCAGCCGCAGGAUACGACUCCCCAGGAGCCACAGCAGCCCCUCAUGA
This is a messenger RNA of Salvelinus namaycush (lake trout), 327 nucleotides long. Its product is annotated as transmembrane protein 238-like. The transcript has a single exon. Lineage: Eukaryota; Metazoa; Chordata; Actinopteri; Salmoniformes; Salmonidae. The record is from RefSeq and is a predicted model, not a curated record. Bases 1 to 327 code for a protein of 108 amino acids.